GGGAGGCGGUGGGACAACUCCCCCGUGGGUGCCCACAUGGUGCGGCCCGCAGGCGGCGCUUGAAGCGUGGAGGACGAGACCAAGUGAAGAGCGCGGGGGGAGGAGGAGUACAGCUGUGAGGGGAAACGAGGCGGCAAAAAGAGGGGAGAAGUGGGGGGAGAAAGAGGCGGAGAGGAGCGAGAAAAGGCCAAGAUGGCGGCGGCGGGGCCCGAGUCUGGGGGGAGCAGCAGCAGCAGCGGUGGUGGUGGUGGACUGACAGGGGCACCAGGAACAAACACAUUGAAGAAGUCACUCGAGAUGGCGGGAUCUUCUGGACACUCUUCACAGACAAUAAAGAAAGGGCACAGGGGCGUGGACUCCACAGGCGAAACCACCUAUAAAAAGACAACGUCGUCUGCACUCAAAGGCGCCAUCCAGCUUGGAAUCACCCACACGGUGGGAAGCCUGAGCACCAAGCCGGAGCGCGAUGUUCUUAUGCAGGACUUCUACGUAGUCGAGAGUAUAUUCUUCCCCAGUGAAGGCAGCAAUCUGACGCCGGCCCAUCACUACAACGACUUCCGCUUCAAGACCUAUGCCCCUGUCGCCUUCCGCUAUUUCCGUGAGCUCUUCGGUAUACGGCCGGAUGACUACUUGUGCUCCCUUUGUAGCGAACCCCUCAUUGAGCUCUCCAACUCCGGGGCCAGUGGCUCUAUCUUCUACGUCUCCAGUGAUGACGAGUUCAUUAUCAAAACUGUUCAGCACAAAGAAGCCGAGUUCUUGCAGAAGCUGCUGCCAGGCUACUAUAUGAACUUGAAUCAGAACCCUCGGACGCUGCUGCCCAAGUUCUACGGGCUCUACUGCGUGCAGGCCGGAGGCAAGAACAUCCGGAUUGUGGUGAUGAACAACCUCUUGCCCCGCUCCGUCCGGAUGCACCAGAAGUACGACUUGAAAGGCUCCACAUACAAACGCCGGGCAUCCCAGAAGGAGCGUGAGAAGGUCUUCCCCACCUACAAGGAUCUGGAUUUCAUGCAGGAUGUCCAGGACGGCCUCUUCCUGGACGCAGACAUGUACAACGCCUUGUGCAAGACGUUGCAGAGGGACUGCUUGGUUUUGCAGAGUUUCAAAAUCAUGGAUUACAGUUUGCUCGUGGCAGUUCACAACCUCGAUCAAGCUCAAAGGGAGCGGGCGGUUGUGGAUGGGUCCUCCCAGGCGGACAUGCGGCGGCCUGCUGCACAAAAAGCCCUCUAUUCCACAGCCAUGGAGUCCAUCCAAGGGGAGGCCCGAAGAGGUGGCACCGUUGAGACCGACGACCAAAUGGGAGGGAUCCCGUCUCGAAACUCCAAAGGGGAGAGGCUGCUCUUGUACAUUGGAAUCAUAGACGUGUUGCAAUCUUACAGGUUCAUGAAAAAGCUGGAACAUUCCUGGAAGGCACUUGUUCACGAUGGGGAUACGGUGUCAGUUCACAGGCCCAGUUUCUACGCAGAAAGGUUCCAGCGGUUCAUGUGUAACAUGGUGUUCAAGAAAAUCCCCUUAAAACCGUCCCCUUCGAAAAAGAGCCGGUCUGGCGUAGCAGCUCCUCGGCGGUCGGGCCCUUCCCAGACACAAGCAGUAUGCGAAACAAAAGUGCAGGUCACGAUGGAGGCAGAGGUGGAGCAAGGUUCCCAGCUGGGCCGCCCCGAUCUCCUCCCCCAGACACCUCCGGUAGAUGAAGCAAACAGCGACUCCGCGGCCACCACGCUGUCCACCUCCUCUCUGGGGAGCAGAGGCUACAAUUCUCCAGCCAACAGGUCAGUGGGCGCUGAAGUGCACCAAUCGGGUGCCUCCAAGGAUGCGGCUCCUCCAGUCGUUCUGGAGAGAUCCACUAGUGCUUCCCCUGGACCCUCCAUGCCUGACCAGCCAUCAGGGCUGACGGAGCAGUUUGAAGAUUUGCCUGAGACGGAGAUCAGCUUUUGAAAUACGGUUUUUCCGAUGUAAGCAGAAGAUUCCUCCACGGUCUGUGAAGUCUGAGAAACCUUCAGCCCUCCCAGGCAGCUGAUACCUGGAACUUUUUUUGACCUCAACAGCCAAAUCUUACAGAAGGUCAAAGGCUGGGAUGCACCCAGCAGUGUAGUGUUAGUGACAACGUACCGUUCUGGGAGCACAUUGGCUCUCCCAAAGCCACAUGUUCCCUCCAGUGUUGGCAUAGAGGCACCCCCCCUCCAGUCCUACAAGGGGCUUUAUGGGCUACCUCUUGAGAAGGGCCGGGCGCCCUUGCGUAUGGCCCAGACCCCUGUGAGGGCAGAGUAGCUUUCACAGCCAAGAAUUCCUGUCUGUGCUCCAGUUCCUCCAAAGGGGAAGAGGGGCGCACGUUAGUGAGCCCAGGUCGGAACACUUUGCAAAAGAUCGAUUUUUUUCAUCUUUUUUUUUAAAGUAUCUAAAAUGUAUUUAAACUUUUCCCCCCGAAUUGCCAUAUCAGGUUUUUUUCUUGUUUUUUUAAGUAUGCAGCUUUUAGGCCAAGAAAUUCCCUCCUGCUCAAGUUAACACACCAAAACAUCUCAUGUCCAAGAGAGACAUUAUUUUUCUUCUCUCUUUUUCUGGUUUCACGUCUAAGGCCUCACUAGGACAAGGAGCCAAUCCCCUCUGGCAGCCUCCUCUGCCCCUUUUCUAGGUGCUCUUUCUCUACUUUGGGGGCAGAAUGGAGAGGGAGAGGAAUUUUAUGGGGGGGGGUUGGCUUUUAAACUAUACCAUUAUGUGUCUCCGCUCAGCAGUGACAACAGUAGGAUGCGGGUUUUUAAGCCUUUCGUAUUUUGCUAACGGACCAAACUUCUUCUUCUUUCCCUUGGGAGGAGCAGUUCCUUCCUUCCUCAGUAUUAAGCUUUUUCAGGGUCUCUAGCCUCCUUUUUUUAAAAAGAAGAAAAAUCUGAAGCAGUGCUUGGUUCUUGACCCUGGGGCGUUUCUGCCUCUGGCUUUAUAAAAACAGCCAAUUUUCUCCUCAAUGUUAAGUACUGACAUUAUUUUUUCCUCAAUUUCCACGUUUUUUUAAAAUAUUCAAUGCCAGAGGAAGGGUAAAAAGGCUGUAAAACUGUCCAGAGAUGCACGGCUGUAUUUUCCUACUUGAGGCUGCAAAUUUCCACCCCCAUGCCAUCCUCAGCCAGUUGGGAUGUGCGUUGUGCCCAUUUUUAUUUUUUAAUUUAGCUUGCAUUUUCUUAAGAUAAAAAUUAAUAGAUCAAGUGAAUUCUUUAUAGCCCCUGCCCCCAAAAGGAAAUCUAUAUUUCUCUCUAUGCGUACCUUUUUUAAUAAAUGGGAGGGGAGUAUUUUUUUCUCCAGGCAAGAGUUUUGUAUUUUUCUGUCAAACCAUUGCAAUAAGACACGCAGAGAUUAUAGCAAGACAGGUUCCUUAUUAAAUUUUGUUGUACAAAUGAAGAUCUCCCAUUAUGAGCUAACCUUGAAAGUCCAAAAUGCCUUUUAAAAAUCCAGCGCAGUGGUUGUUGCUGCCUGCCUUUCACAACAGUUCAGGAAUUGGGGACAGCUUUGCAGGCUUCUGUGGAGCCUCUCUUCCCUCUCAUGGGGUAGUCUGCACUGAGAAUAAUGCUAGCCAGGGUUCAAAGAUAGCCAGGAAGCAAUCUGUAACUAUGCAGAGCGUGCAUGUAGGGAUUCUGCAAACCAUUCCUCCACAGUGGUGCUUUCUUCCCCCCGCGAAAGGAUUCGCCCCUGAUGCAAAAGGCUCUGUCUUGUGUCUGGGGAAGUUUCCUUACCCACGGUGAAAGCUCCACUGUUAGUGGAAUAAAUGCACAGGAUCCAGCCCUAUAUAUCACUUAAUGCUUGAGCCCAUUAUUGACACUGAAGCUCUUCCCCUCUCUUCCACACGGCAGAAAGACUGGGAAGGAAGCCCCCUCUUACCCCGGGAGUGAAAUUUUAUUCUCCUAUAAUUCUGACUUUAGCUGGCCAUCUGUGAAGAAGGCCAGCGUGAAAGUGAGUCCCGUACAAUGACAGGUUCUUACGUUUCGAGUAUUCUAGUAAGUUUUUAAAACACAGAUUUCCCCCUCUUUCCCUUCCAUCCUGUUCGCAGAGCUAUAUUUAACUGUCUAUAUUAGACACUCUUUGAUUUUUCUGAAAAUAUUUCUACAGUGCUUAAUUUUAUGCUGCAAGGAGGAGGAAAGAACAAGAUGUCGGGGUGUUUUUUUUUCUCCAUAAUGUUACUAUUUAUGAAGUUGUAUUUAAGUAACAUCUCCUCCCUGGGAAAUUUAGCUGUUUUCUUGGAGGGUGGGGGAGGGAGAUGACUUUUCCUCUAGUACUUCAUCAUAGACUUUGCUUAGAAUGGUUUUAAGAGAACAGGUGGGUGCUUUGAUCUACAUUUUUUAAAAAAGCCAAACCUUGAAUCAGUUUGGAUGUUGAACGUCUCCUUGCAAAGAGGCAACGGUGGAUUCGGAGCCGGGCCUGGCUCUUCUCUGUGUGGCCCUGCUGCUGCUGCUCCAUGCAAGGAGGUGCUGGUUCUGCCGCCCCCCGGGCACCUCGCCCUACACUUCCCCGUGGCAGGUUCCAUCGCUUGCUUAGUGUUGUGGAGAAGAGAGCUUGCGCUCUGUGCUAUCCAUCCCAACGUGCCGUCUUGUGGAUUUUGUCACUUGAGCCCUUGUGACUCUUUACUUUGGUUUGGGCAUUUUACCACCUGCUGGAAAAAAACAAUAAAGAUCUGUUUCAUCAGCCGUGUCCCUUGUAAGGGACGGGACGUAACCUGCAGUAUGCUAUUCAGCUCAAUAAAGUUGUCUUCAUUUCUUUUU
This is a messenger RNA of Eublepharis macularius, 4736 nucleotides long. It is a transcript of the gene PIP5K1A, whose product is annotated as phosphatidylinositol-4-phosphate 5-kinase type 1 alpha. NCBI's taxonomy places the organism in Eukaryota, Metazoa, Chordata, Lepidosauria, Squamata, Eublepharidae. Bases 193 to 1932 code for a protein of 579 amino acids. Gene Ontology annotation, molecular function: phosphatidylinositol kinase activity. The record is from RefSeq and is a predicted model, not a curated record. The transcript is spliced from 16 exons. Gene Ontology annotation, biological process: phosphatidylinositol metabolic process.